This is a messenger RNA of Cladocopium goreaui, 1454 nucleotides long. NCBI's taxonomy places the organism in Eukaryota, Dinophyceae, Suessiales, Symbiodiniaceae. The record is from the annotation of a GenBank genome assembly.
AUUGUCCCAUCACCUUGGUUGUACCAAGUUGUACCAUGGCUACAACCUUCGUGACACCCAUUCUGGACCUUGGUGCACCAGCCUCCAGCAGGACGCGGCCGCUUCCGGAGACCAACUCUUUCGGCCGGCGACCGCUGGGACCGCUAGGACCGCUGGGAGUGCUGGGAGUGCUGGGACCGCUGGGAUUGGUGGCUGGAGCGGCUGGAGCGGCUGGUGUUGGAUGUGUUGGUGUAGCAUCGCGUGUGCCACGGAGAAGACGUACCACUUGGACCUGUCGCUUCGCCCAACGGCUGGCAGACUACUAUGAGAUUCUCAAAGUGAGUCGAAAUGCCAACGAGCGAGAGAUCAAGGCCAGCUUCCGGAAGCUGGCUCGUCAAUACCAUCCAGAUGUCAACAAGGAGCCAGGGGCACUGGAAAAAUUCCAGGAAAUUGCCAAAGCAUAUGAGAUUCUAGCUGAUGCCAGCAAAAGGGAACAAUACAAUCAGUUUGGUGAGGGAGCAGUGUCCAAUAGCGCUGGGCCAGAUUUGUCUAGCAUGGACUUAAAGGACAUCCUGGGCGACGUCUUCAACUCCUUUUUCAAUGGGAGUCCCGGAGGUCCAGGAGGUGUCCGAGCUCGCACUCAGACUGCCAAGAAACAAGGCGCCAAGAAGGGAGCAGACUUGGAGUGUAAGAUCGAAGUGCCAUUUGAUGUGGCAUGCUUUGGAGGUUCGCACUCAAUCCAGGUGCAACGAGAAGAGACCUGCAAGUCAUGCGGUGGCCGUGGCAUCACUUCAGAUGCUAGCAAGCACAAACGCUGCUCUAAAUGUAAUGGCACUGGUGCCACACAGCAGGUGAUGCAAACGCCUCUGGGUGUCAUGCAAACACAGUUGGUUUGUCCCAAAUGCCGUGGAUCCGGAGUCGAUCCGACGGCUUGUUGUCGUAGUUGUGGUGGCAAAGGUACUCAACGACGAGCACAGGAGAUUUCAGUGAACAUCCCGGCGGGCUGCAAUAUGGGCAGCAAAAUGCGUAUCAAGGGUGAAGGUGACAAGGGCGUUCGAGGAGGGCCACCAGGUGAUUUGUAUAUAACCUUGAAGAUUUCUUCUUCAAGGGACUUCGUGCGAGAUGGCAUUGAUGUCUACAAUGAAAAGGCCAUCAGUGUUUUCGACGCCAUGCUUGGCACCUCUGUGAGAGUUACCACGGUAGAUGGCUUCGCAGACAUCGAGGUGCCUGCGGGAACGCAGCCGGGAACCACCCUGCGGCUCCGUGGCAGAGGAGUUCCCAAGCUCAAUGAGAAUGGCGUAAGAGGAGAUCAUUAUGUGACCCUCAGGGUGGAGGUGCCAUACACUUUAAACGACGCGCAGCGCAAACUGGUUGCAAAGCUCAAGCAGGCAUGCGAAUGAUGCAUCGGAGGCAAGAAAUCUGUCCACCGUGCCGACUCAGCACUGACAGUCAGCUUCCAAGCAAACGAAACAUCG